CCCGGAGCUGUGUGAUCUCACAGAGCCAUGAUGAAGCUCCUGCCCAUUGCCCCUCUCCUCCUGCUUCUCCUGACGAUGCUGGAGGCUAGACCAAAACCUGCAGCCCUGAAGUGCAGGACGGGUCCCCUGGACAUCGUGUUUGUGAUCGACAGCUCCCGCAGCGUGCGCCCCUUUGAGUUUGAGACCAUGCGGCGGUUCAUGAUGGACAUCAUCGGCAGCCUGGACAUAGGCCCCAACGCCACACGGGUGGGGGUGAUCCAGUACUCCAGCCAGGUGCAGAAUAUCUUCUCCCUCAAGACCUUCUUCACACGGGCGGACAUGGAAAAGGCCAUCAACAGCAUCGUGCCACUGGCCCAGGGCACCAUGACAGGGCUAGCCAUCCAGUACGCCAUGAACGUGGCCUUCACCACGCAGGAGGGUGCACGCCCUAUGCACAAGAAGAUCCCCCGCAUCGCCAUCAUCGUGACAGAUGGACGGCCCCAGGACCGUGUCACCGAGGUGGCCACCCAAGCCCGGAGUGCUGGCAUUGAGAUCUAUGCUGUGGGCAUCCAGCGGGCAGACAUGAACUCGCUGCGGGCCAUGGCCUCACCGCCACUGGAGGAGCACGUCUUCCUGGUGGAGUCCUUCGAGCUCAUCCAGCAGUUUGGAAAGCAGUUCCAGGACAAGCUCUGCGGGGUGGACAUGUGCGUGGAGCGGGAGCACGGCUGCCAGCACAGCUGCAUCAGCACCCCUGGCUCCUUCUACUGCGAAUGCAACCCGGGCCACAGGCUCAACCUGGAUGGAAAGACCUGUUCCCCCAUCGAUGCCUGCGCAGACGGGAGACACGGCUGUCAGCACCAGUGCGUCAGUGCUCGUGGGUCGUACUCGUCCCGCUGCCGCGCGGGUUACUACCUCAACCAGGACAAGAGGAGCUGCAGUAUGAUCGAUUACUGCAGCUUCGGAAACCACAGCUGCCAGCACGAGUGUGUGAGCAUCCCCACCGGGCACUACUGCCGCUGCCGCAGCGGGUUCACACUGCAGCCUGACAGCAGGUCCUGCAGGGCCACCGACCUCUGCAAUGGGGUGGAUCACGGCUGCGAGUUCAAGUGCGUGAGCACCGAGGGCUCCUACCGCUGCGUGUGCCCCGAGGGCCAGCAGCUCCAGGCUGACGGCAAGGCGUGCAGCAAGUGCAGGGCCGGGCACGUCGACCUGGUGAUGGUGAUCGAUGGCUCCAAGAGCGUCCAGCCCCAGAACUUUGAGCUGGUGAAGCAGUUUGUGAACCGCAUCGUGGACCUGCUGGAGGUGUCCCCCCACGGCACGCGGGUGGGGCUGGUGCAGUACUCCAGCCGCGUCCGCACCGAGUUCCCCCUCAACAAGUACCACAGCGCGGACGAGAUCAAGAAGGCGGUGAUGGAGGUGGAGUACAUGGAGAAAGGCACCAUGAUGGGCCUUGCCCUCAAGCACAUGGUGGAGCACAGCUUCUCUGAGCUGGAAGGUGCCAGGCCUCUCUCCCACAACGUGCCCAGAAUCGGGCUUAUCUUCACGGACGGGCGCUCCCAGGACGACAUCUCCGAAUGGGCCAGGAGAGCAAAGGAGUCAGGGAUUGUCAUGUUUGCCGUGGGUGUCGGCAAGGCUGUGGAAGAGGAGCUGAGAGCGAUCGCCUCUGAGCCAGUGGAGCAGCACUUCUCCUACUCGGCGGACUUCACCACCAUGACCCACCUCGUGGAGAACUUCAAGCUGAACAUCUGCCCAGAGGAGGGCAAAGGGGAGAUGGAGAUCCGCAGCCCCUGCGAGUGUGAGGCGCUGGUGCAGUUCCAGACGAACACCGUGGCCAUCCUGCAGAGCCUGACCGAGAAAAUUGCUCAGAUGACGGCCAGACUUGAAGACUUGGAAAAGCAGCUUGCCAACAAGAAGUGA
This is a messenger RNA of Egretta garzetta (little egret), 1896 nucleotides long. RefSeq names its product matrilin 4 (gene MATN4). Bases 28 to 1896 code for a protein of 622 amino acids. The record is from RefSeq and is a predicted model, not a curated record. Gene Ontology annotation, molecular function: calcium ion binding. The transcript is spliced from 10 exons. NCBI's taxonomy places the organism in Eukaryota, Metazoa, Chordata, Aves, Pelecaniformes, Ardeidae.